GAGGGCAGAGCGGGUACAACAAACUGCUCUGACAAAGAGACCCACGUAACCAACACCACCAUUCACAUUUCUUUCUUGCCUCUUUUGCUUUUAUUUCACUUCUUAUGCAAUUUCAAAUCAUGUUUCAGAUCACCAACUGUUUUUACCUUCAUAUCCUCUCACGUUAACUCCUCUUUCUUCCUUCUUUUCAGCUACAAUUACAAACACGUCACGUACAGUUAUGGCUCAAGAGCUAUUGGAAAUUCAACCACUUGAACUCAAGUUUACAUUUGAGGUGAAGAAACAAAGUUCAUGCUCAAUUCAACUUGGCAAUAAGUCUGAUCAGUAUGUUGCUUUUAAGGUAAAGACUACCUCUCCAAAGAAAUAUUGUGUGAGACCCAAUGUAGGUAUCAUCAAGCCAAAAGCAACAUAUGAUUUUGCAGUUACUAUGCAAGCUCAGCGUGUAGCUCCACCAGAUUUUCUGUGCAAAGACAAGUUCCUUAUUCAAAGCACAGUGGUCCCCUUUGGGACAACUGAUGAGGACAUUACAUCUGAUAUGUUUGCAAAAGAUAGUGGCAAAUACAUUGAUGAGAAGAAGCUACGAGUGGUCCUUAUUAGCCCACCCCAAUCGCCCAUUUUGUUACCAAGAAAUGGAGAAUUAAAGCAAGAUCCAUUACAGGAAACAUCAAUGCUGAAGGAUGUAGCACUGACUGGAGUCGAGAACAUACCUCCAGGCAAUAACGUAGCUGAUGAUGUGGAGGGCCCUGAAACUGCUAAGGUCACAGAUGAGUUAAGACCAACCAAGGAUGUGCAGGGGUUGGAAAUGGGAAAGGAUAACAAUGGAUGGAGAUCAGCUGAGGACGUGCCCUCAAGGCCUGUAAAGGUUGUAGAGGAAUUGAAACCAGAGAAAGACAUACUGGAACUGAAGUUGGCAAAGGAUUUUGAGCAGUUGAAGUCAAAACUAAAUCUAGCAGAUUCACGGUUAAGAGAGGCUGAACAUACCAUCAAGAAGCUGACAGAAGAGAGUAGCUUUGCCACUCGAGAGAAGGAUAUGCUUAAGCAUGAAUUAGAAGUGUUGCCGGGAAGGAAAAAUACAGUGAGAACAGUUCAGGUCGGUUUCCCCUUGCUCUAUGUUUGCAUGGUCGCUCUUAUCAGUUUUGUAGUGGGAUACCUCAGCCAUCAAUAG
Molecule: messenger RNA, 1165 nt
Organism: Pistacia vera
Lineage: Eukaryota; Viridiplantae; Streptophyta; Magnoliopsida; Sapindales; Anacardiaceae
Product: vesicle-associated protein 2-2-like
Exons: 9
Coding region: 221-1165 (314 amino acids)
Biological process (GO): endoplasmic reticulum membrane organization
Cellular component (GO): plasma membrane; endoplasmic reticulum membrane
Source: RefSeq, a predicted model, not a curated record